CUGAUCGUAGUCCAUGCCAAAGAAUGCAGGCACACACAGUUCAGUCUUCUACGUGGCCACCAUUUCGUCGCAGGCACAGCUCUGCCCUCCUUAACAUGUCAUAAACCGCACGCCUUAUCAUUCCACCAUCCUGCCUCAAAAGAGUUACUUCAGCUUCAGUACGAUCCUGCAGGUCAUCCAGGUUUCUUGGCGGAGUGACGUAGACCUUUGACUUCAGAUGGCCCCACAAGAAAAAGUCAAGUGGGUGUUUGUUGUGUGACUGAUGUGGAUUCAGCAGAAUGGAUCAGUGUGAGAACAGAGAGGAGGGAGCCCCUUCCCAAAAGACCACCAAGAGGACCCCCCCAGGACCUGGACCUGGACCUGACAGGCCCUCGAAAGCUCAGAGACUUGGACCUGGACCCAGCUGUAUGUCUAUGAAGAGUACUGACUCCAAGGAAUAUUUUAUUAACUUCAAAGGGAAAUAUUCAUCAGAGUCAGUGAUCCAUCAGAGACCAGAGUCCCAUGGACCUGAUCCUGGAUCCAGUUGUGUGUCCUUCAGGAGUGACAGGUCCAAGCAGAACCCACCUUAUUUUUCUGCAGAGACAGUGGAGCAGCAGAGCUCAGAGGUUUCCAGUGAUCAGCAGCAUCAGACUCAGCUAGACUCCAUAUUUAAGCUGCUGGAGGAGAACAUCUGCACUUUUGUCAUGAAUGAACUGAAGAAGUUCCACCAGGUUCUGAGUACAGAUUACCCAGAAUGCUUAGAGAGUCUGAAGGAUGAGGAUGAAGAGCAGAGGAGGAGCUCAGAGGCUUUUCUGAAGAUCACACUGAACUUCCUGAGGAGGCUGAAGCAGGAGGAGCUGGCUGAGCGUCUGCACCGCAGUAAGACCAUUCUGUACAGAUUGAACAGAUGAAAAUGUAACCUGCAGCACAAGUUUCAGUGUGUGUUUGAGGGCAUCACUAAAGCAGGAAACCCAAAAACCCUCCUGAACCAGAUCUACACAGAGCUCUACAUCACAGAGGGAGGGGCUACAGAGGUCAACCAGGACCAUGAGGUCAGACAGAUUGAAACAGCAUCCAGGAAACCACACAGACCAGAAAUAACCAUCACAUGUGAAGACAUCUUUAAAACACCACCUGACAGAGGUGGACCAAUCAGAACAGUGCUGACAAAGGGCGUGGCCGGCAUCGGGAAAACAGUCUUAACACAGAAGUUCAGUCUGGACUGGGCUGAAGACAAAGCCAACCAGGACAUCCACUUCAUAUUUCCAUUCACCUUCAGAGAGCUGAAUGUGCUGAAACAGAAGAAGUUCAGCUUGGUGGAACUGGUGCAGCACUUCUUCACUGAAACCAAAGAAGCAGGAAUCUGGAUCUUUGAAGACCUCCAGGUGGUGUUCAUCUUAGACGGUCUGGAUGAGUGUCGACCUCCUCUGGACUUCAACAACACUCAGAUCCUGACUGAUGUUACAGAGUCCACCUCAGUGGAUGUGCUGCUGAUGAACCUCAUCAGGGGGAACCUGCUUCCCUCUGCUCGCCUCUGGAUAACCACACGACCUGCAGCAGCCAAUCAGAUCCCUGCUCAGUGUGUUGACAUGGUGACAGAGGUCAGAGGGUUCAAGGACCCACAGAAGGAGGAGUACUUCAGGAAGAGGUUCAGAAAAAAGAAACAGGCCAACACAAUCAUCUCCCACAUCAAGAUGUCACGAAUCCUCCACAUCAUGUGUCACAUUCCAGUCUUCUGCUGGAUCACUGCUACAGUUCUGGAGGACGUGUUGAAGACCACAGACAGAAGACAACUGCCCAAGACCCUGACUGAGAUGUACAUCCACUUCCUGGUGGUUCAGGCCAAAGUCAAGAACAUCAAGUUUGAUGGAGGAUCUGAGACAGAUCCACACUGGAGACCAGAGACCAGGAAGAUGAUUGAGUCUCUGGGAAAACUGGCGUUUGAGCAGCUGAAGAAAGGAAACCUGAUCUUCUAUGAAUCAGACCUGACAGAGUGUGGCAUCGAUAUCAGCUCAGCCUCAGUGUACUCAGGAGUGUUCACAGAGGUCUUCAAAGAGGAGAGUGGACUGUACCAGGACAAGGUGUUCUGCUUCAUCCAUCUGAGUGUCCAGGAGUGUGUAGCUGCUCUUCAUGUCCAUCAGACCUUCAUCAACACUGGAGUCAAUCUGCUGUCGGAAGAACAAACCACAUCCCACAGGUCUGGAUCUGCAGAGUCACAGUUCUACCAGACCGCUGUGGACCAGGCCUUACAGAGUCCAAAUGGACACCUGGACCUGUUCCUGCGCUUUCUCCUGGGUCUAUCACUGCAGACUAAUCACAGACUCCUACAAGGUCUGAUGAAACAGACAGGAAGUAGCUCAGAGACCAAGAAGAAGACAGCUGAGUACAUCAAGGAGAAGGUCAGUGGUAACCUGUCUGUAGAGAGAAGCAUCAACCUGUUCCACUGUCUGAAUGAACUGGAGGAUCGAUCUCUGGUGGAUCAGAUCCAACAGUACCUGACACCAGGACAUCUCUCCAGAGAUUGUCUGCGUCCUGCUCAGUGGUCAGCUCUGGUCUUCAUCUUACUGUCAUCAGAUAAAGAUCUGGAUGAGUUUGACCUGAACAAAUACUCUGAUUCAGACAAGGCUCUUCGGAAUUUGUUGCCAGUCGUCAAAGCCUCCAACAAAGCUGUGUGAGUCCAGACAGAGUGGAGUUUAUUGAAUUUAGUCUGUUUUAUGACACAUUUCCACCUUAUUCAUUCCUUGUCAAACCCUUACACUGAUCAUAUUCACCAACAACAUAACUUGAUGGAAUACACAUACAAUACACUUCAUCUAUAUGACAGUAGGAGCACAUCUUUUCCAUCAAACAUCUGAGUUUGUUUAUGGUUGACCAUGGAUUUAGAUCCUGUUUGGUCUUCAGUGCUGGUUGCAGAUUAUCUUUAAAUAAAUCUUUAAAUGUUCCUGUUAAUGAGACCCCCAGAUAAAUAAAGGUGUCCUAACCAUAAUCACAAAUUAAAACCGCAAGCAGUGUUAAAGCCCUCGCCCGACUGCCUCCCCACGUGACCGUUGAGGCCAUCCAACAGUAAGAGGACACUGUAUCGUGCACUCAAUCUGAAAUUCUACGAGAUACAGACACUUUUAUACUUUUCUAAAAUGACCGCUUCGUCACGAGCUCGUCACAGCCACGCCCAACAUUUGAUAAAAAAUGUAAAUAAUAAC
Sphaeramia orbicularis (orbiculate cardinalfish) is the source of this 3179-nucleotide messenger RNA. RefSeq names its product NLR family CARD domain-containing protein 3-like. The transcript has 7 exons. The record is from RefSeq and is a predicted model, not a curated record. NCBI's taxonomy places the organism in Eukaryota, Metazoa, Chordata, Actinopteri, Kurtiformes, Apogonidae.